Pocillopora meandrina is the source of this 6009-nucleotide messenger RNA. NCBI's taxonomy places the organism in Eukaryota, Metazoa, Cnidaria, Anthozoa, Scleractinia, Pocilloporidae. The record is from the annotation of a GenBank genome assembly.
UGUGGUGUCUAUUUUUUUUUCAGUUGCUUUGUGGGACCCCAACAAGUUCCCCUUCCAGACACUUUCAUUAAUCCAUCAUUUCAAGUUGCUCAUUAUCUAUGGUGAGUUGGAAAUGGCUUAAAUGUUUUAGCACCAUUUUUUCAUACAUCCAUGCUUUAAUGUGGUAUGUGUUGUGUUAUUGAGGAAGUCUUUCAUUUAUAUCAAUUCCAAUCUUGUGUUUUGAAUUCUCAAUUAUCAUCAAUUAUCAAUGUCAGCAACCCGGCCAACUCUAAGUAAUAUGGAAGAAAAAACACUUAAUUACAUUUGCAAAAAAAUCAAUCUUUUUAAGCCAAUGGGAGCUUAUUCUCAGUGUUUGCUCUGAAAAAUUUUCUAGAAUAUCAAGUUAAUGUGCUUUACCAAGUUAGUCUGCUUUACUCUGGCUCGAAAGGUACGAGACCAGGUUGGGUCAUUAAGUGGUGUUCCUGUGCAGAACACUUUACUUUCACAAUGCACCUCUCCACCCAGGAGUAUAAAUAGGUACAUGCAAAUUGUUAUGCAACCCUGAAUGGAAUGCUGGGGGGUACUGGUGUAAUUGACUAGCAUCCUAUUCCCACAGGAGUAGUUGUUCUCCUUGUCAUGUCCUGCAAAGGAAACCAGCUGACCCCAGCUUAAGAUUCAGUGCUAUUUUGUCCAACAUGGUUAAAAGUAAACUUAUUUCUUUUCAGGGUAAUUAAGUAUUAUCAACUGAGUUGAUAAUGUAAAUUGGCCACUGUAAAGAGUUUAAAAACUUUGAAACCCUUUAUGGUGGCCAAUUUAUGUUAUCACUACUCAUUUAAUAAUACUAAAUUACCCUCUCCCACCAAUGCAGCACCACAGUUUCUUUAGAAACUUACCCCAUUAUUUCUUUUCAGGCAAGGAAAAACAACCCAAGUAAUUAAAGAACUUGACAAAGUACACAAGCCAUCAUACAUUUUGGCAACACCACAACACACUUUGUAUAUAUCAAGGUAUAAACCUUAUUCUGACUCACUGGUGAAGGGCUACUGUUUCACCAGAGGUGAUCUUUGAAAAUCAAGAUGUCUUAACUAUUUUUGCAUUUUAUAUACAUCCAGUCUUGACAUAGACACAUGAGAUAUAAUACUUACCCAGUUAUCAUUUCUAGAAUGGCUCCUUCUCAUUCAGGGUAGCUGAAAUUAAGGCUGAAAAUUGUUCAUUGGCAACUGACUCUUAGUUCACUGACAGAAAAAGUUAAUGACAUGUUAAGGUAGACAAUUAAUGUAAUUACUUUAUUCUUCUAAUGUCGUCUUGUCAUUUUUUUACCUUCAUUGCCUGAAUUCAACAUCAGCUUUUUACUUGACCAGGUAAAUAACUAUUGAUCUCUCCUCUUCAUUAUCACACCUCAGAAAAUGUAAUUUAUUUUAGACUGUAGCUUUAGUAUUUUUUUAACUGUGUCACCCAGCUUUUUCCUGUUGCAAAUUUCCUGUUGCAAAUUUAAAAACUUCCACUCAGGCUGUUUAACCUUUUGACCAUUAAAUGUGAUUAACAUCUAGUUUCCCCUUUCCCUACUAACCCUGAAUCAAACAUUGAGGUCAUGAGAAUAAAGGAAAUGAUCACCAACUAAAGAAGCUCUUUAUUGUUGCACCAAUUCCCCUUGAAAUGUGUAAAGAGCAGUAUCAAGAAUAAGCAUACUGAUGUUAGGGUAGAAAGGGUUAAAAAUUGAAACAGGAUGGCCUUAUACUCUAAAUUGAGAGGUACAGCUUCACUCCUGGCUGGAUCAUUGUAUUUAUUCACAGGCAGCUGACACUUAACCCUUUGAUCCCAAAGAGAAACUAAUAUCUAAAUUCUCCAAACAAUAUAUCACCCCUGAAUGAAACAUGAAGGUCAGGAGAAUGUAGGAAAUGAUCACCAAUUUAAGAAGCUCUUGAUUAUUUGACAUGUCCUCCCUAAGUAAUGUAUAGAGAACAGUAUGGAGAAUAUACAUACUGAUGUUAGGGAGUAAAGGAUUAACUCUCACAAUGCCUCUCUCCACCCAUGAGUAUAAAAUUAACAUAUGUGUACCAGUAACCUGUUUGGGGACUUGACAAGUUGCAAGGCAUUUAAGGUGGGAUCGUAAGACUUGUAUCCUGUGAUGGUCUCUAGUCAAAGUGGAGGACAAGUCAUUUCUUGCUAAUAAGGUAGCUUUAACAUAGUUAUGGUUGACUUUUUUGUCUUUUUUUUUUGGUAUGUUAAAUGACAGGUUUUGUAUGUGGUAGACACUAGACAGAUAGGAAGCCCUGCUGUCACUUUUACUCAAGGCCAUGGGCUUGAUGGUCCAUGGGGAAUGGUUGCUGGUAAGAAGCGGGUCAAAGUUUUUAUUACAAGAAUUAUUGAUGAAACAGUUUGAAUGAACCUCAAGGAGCUGUUGAACUGUCCAUAAUUUUACUCUACAUUUCAGAUAUGAAAUGAUAUGACAUUAGUCAUACAGAGGUUUAGGUAUGCACCUAAAAAUUCACACACUCACUCACACACACCAUUCUGAUCUGUUACACAACUAAUUCAUGCAUCAAUCAUGGAUCAAAUUCAUUAUUUUAAUCAUUAGGGAUGGUUUACAGUAUGAUUCUUAUAAACACAUAGGUCAGGGCAAGCUGGUGUUUACAGUUGCUGAUUGUUUUUUUACUUAUUUCUCUUUUCAGAUGAUGAGUACUUGUAUGUUGCAAGUUUCACAACAGAUCAAAUACACAAGUAUGAUUUAACUACAAGAAGGUAAUUGACUAUAAACAACAUGAGCAAUAAGAGAAGAAAUGUGACCCAGCAUGAAAACAUCUACUGUAGGAAUUAGGUUGAUGCUUACAUGUACCUCAUUACAACAAACAAAAAGGAAUCUGAUAACUCCUCCUGUGUGCACAUCUUCUUUUUUCCCCAUAAUUGUCCAAGUUAUCAUUUUAUUACAAUGUACAUUAUGUUUUCUUCACAUGGUGUAGAUAUGGCUGAAACAUGGUGGGCCAUAACACAUGACUGAGCAUGCUCAAUUUUUGUUUGUAUUCUUUAUGUUUUCUGUUUUCUCAGUGCAUAUCACAUGGUGUAGAUAUGGAACAUGCUGGGCCAUAAUACAUGACUGAGCAUGCUCAAGUUUUGUAUGUAUUCGCUAUGCAUGCUGUUUCUCAGCCAGGGCAUAAGCUUUCCUAUGUCACACCAACUGCUCUACCAUCUACACUUUACCCACGAGCUCAAUAACCUUUUCCCUUCACAUGGUUUAAUGUAAGACUUCAAUUAGAAAAGACAAAUUGAAUACUCUGCUGACAUGCCCUGAACUUUUGUGACUUUUGUAGGUUUGUAGGUGCCUUUGGUAAUGAGAGUUACCUUGACUGUCCAGAGGGGAUGGCCAUAGGUCCCAACAACACUAUUUAUGUUGCAAGCUUUCUUAAUGAUAAAGUUGUUAAAUUCUCUAUACCUGAUGGAAAAUUCUUGGGUGUGGUAAGUCAUUUUUUUUGUAUGUUAAAAUGAACAGGUUUAAAGUGCUUUUUCCUUUCAGUGGUAAAUAAGAAUUAAAAAGGUGGCUAUAUUUUUUAUUCUUUGUAGGUAGCUGAUAAAAGUCAUGGUCUUAAGGGGUAAGAAUGACAAUAUCCAUGUUAACAAUGCUUAGAGUACUUUAAGUUCAUUUACAGAACCAAGGCUUGUUUAAUUUCCUUUUUUCUGUCACCACUGACUGAAAAAUCACAGCCUUAACUAGUUGUACAACUGUUAGGGUGAAAAAAAAAAAGAGAAGCUCUUGACUGUGUAUAGUUAUCAUUAUCUUAGUUUUGAUCUGAGUGGAAAACCAUAAGAAGUUUGUUUGGUAAUGUGUGGCUAAAUUUCAUCCCAAGCUUCUCAACAGCAUCCUUUCAUGGAUUGUGAAGUAUAGUUCCUUGAUAAGUUAUUUGUGCGUGGCUGUUUCCAGGAUCAUGCACACUUGUAAGACACUAACUCUUGUGUUAGCUGACAACAAGGUAUUUGACAGCUAUGUUUGAUUUCCAGGCCUGAAGAUGUUGCAUUCUUAAAGGAUGGCACUCUCCUCAUCUGCAGUCAUUACACCGACAAUGUGUUAAAACUCAAUUCUUCCACAGGUGACCUCAGUUUCGUGUUAAUCAGCCUCUACUGAUGUGAUGUUUUUAGCAGUUGUAGAAGAAUAUUGAUAGUUGCUUUCUACUGUACUGCAGGUGAACAGCUUGGUGUGUUUGCCACAGUGGAAAAACCAGUUGGUUUGACUGUUGGAUCUGAAGAGUAAGACCUCCCCAUACCCCUACCACUCUUUUGUUUUUUCAUCUCUCCUCAUUUCCAGCACUCCCUUCAUCUUUCUUCCAUUCUCUCAAAUAGUGUACUUUCUCAUCCCAUUUCUUCACAUGCGCUCCUCUUUUCUAGUCUUUUUGGAAUCGAAUUUGGCCGGAUGUGGUAAUUCACCACUCCUCUAGGUUAGAUGUUGAAGUUCCUUUAUUGAAUGGACGAUUCUUUAGGGAAACGAUGAUUAACUCCAUUAUUUUCCGUUGUCUUUUGAAACUGCAGCAAUGUCUACGUGACGAGCUAUGUUUCAAACAGCAUCCUUCGAUUUGAUGGACAAACAGGUACUAACUAUCUUGUGUUGUAAUCCUUGAGGCUCACAGAUUUCCUCGAACUCCGCUCUCGGAAAACUGUUCUCAUCUUGGAACAGAAAAUGUCCGCGGACGGGUGCAUAUUUUCGCGCCAAAUGGAAGCUAUUAUCUAUCUAUAGAGAGCAUCAAUUUUUAUGGUCUGGAGCAGCAGAUUGUUUUUAAGACCGUGAAUUAUUCAAUAAAAUUAUAUAUUUGGAGGGCAGGGCUAUAUGCAUAGGUGGCGUAGCAGGGGAGCCGUAUAGCUCCCCCAGAUAAAAAAUUUGGGUGCCUUACUUCCCCCCCCCCUCCUCUCCACGUUUUGGUGCCGAAAAUAUCGCUAAAAAUUGGCAAAACACUCAGUCUCGUGAUCUUUUCACAAAUCUUUUUAUCAGCAUCAUGCAUGGCGAAGUAAUACAUUAUAAAACCUUUUUUGAACAGCUGCGACCUGUGUUCGAGAAGCUUAUCAACUGCAGCAAUUGUCCAUGAAACUAGAUAGCGUGUCGAGGAAAUUAGGCAUGAUUCAAUUUUAUCUGUGGGGAUGCGAUCGAAUGCUAAGCUGAAAGAUUUUAAAACUCAACCUCCAACAGCCGUCUUCCAAUCCCCUCACCAAUUCGAAAACUUCACAGAAAGAAUUGAGGUGAUUAUACACUAAACAGCUUCAUUUCCUGUUUACCUUAGGUAAUUUUAUUGACGUUUAUGCGGCUGGUGGCGGCUUGGAAGGACCGUCCAGUGUCAGGUAACUAAUUAUACCUUGAGUGUAUACUUAAUAUGUGUUGGUCACCGAGUUACAAUGACCUUAAGAGAGGUUGUGGACUUCUGAAGUAAUCCUCUGAUCAGCAACGAGUUCAAUUCAUUUUUACGUGGACGACUGACCGCAUUGUUUUUCCUCAACUGAAUGCCUGUUAUUUUGUUCUGUUUUUUCUUUCGACCAUUGUCGUAAUCAUCAUCCCUCUGUCACUUUGUUACAAAUUGUUUUUGAUUAUAUCAUUAUCACUUUUAUUAGUUUGUUGGUGGUUAUUUCAUUGUUAUUUCUUUUCAUAUCUUUUCCUUCUGUCACUUCUAUUGUUACCGACGUUAUAACCAAAGCUCUUGUUCUUCUAUAACUGAACUAUUCUUGACGUUAAUUCACUUUAACUAUUCAAGUUCUUCUCGUUCUGCUGGUUUGGUUUCUUUUCUUAAAAGUAAUUUAUCCUACCUCACGUUCCGCUUACAAAAUAACCUUGGUAAAAAGUAUGGCACACACCCCGUUUUACUUUCAUACUUCACUCACCGUUGCCCUUCCGUUGAAUCGAAUUGUUUCGUUUUGAACAGUUUUGCAGAUCUUCGUACACUGUAUGCAGCCAGUUAUGACAGCGAUAGGGUGGUGUUAUAUAACAGUACUACGGGACUUACUUAUACAUUGCCUGGUAAACGCAACGAGCAUCCGGGAGACGGUAUGUCUUUCAUG